Messenger RNA from Ostertagia ostertagi, 330 nucleotides. The record is from the annotation of a GenBank genome assembly. NCBI's taxonomy places the organism in Eukaryota, Metazoa, Nematoda, Chromadorea, Rhabditida, Trichostrongylidae.
AUGGUCGCCAUCACCAGUUCGCUACACCUUCCAGUGGAUUCGAUCAGAUAUGUACACUUUGAUGGGAAUGCUAGCAUCGUCUACACCGAUUGCGGCAACCAUGUGACCAUGCAGACACUGAAUGCCAUACACGAAAUAUUGGGCAAUGAGCAGUUUUACCGCCUAAGAAGGAACAUGAUCGUAGGCCGAAGGGCAAUUACCGAAAUCCGUAGACAAGGAAGGGAUAUAUUGGUUUCAUUGGAACCGCCGUUCGAUGAAGAACUGCGUAUCAGCAAGACUCCCAAGGCCAAAUUCCUACAAUGGUCUUCCAAAGGCGCGUCCCGUUCAUAG